GUCAAGAUGUUCACCACGGUGACCAAGAGCAAGAUACAUUUGGACGAUGCUACUAAAUCAUCCUCCAAUAUCCGGGUUGGACGUCGUCCAGGGCAGCAAGACCUAGGCGUCAUUGUGUUUGGCGAUGUCAACGAGAACAGACAAGCAGAUUCUGUAUAUUAUGGGGAGACAGAGCGCGGUUGAGCACGCCUUUCAAGCAUAUCACCGACAGCUUGCCGUCGAAUCCGAAUGUUCUCUCGACUCAACGGCAGUUCGUUCCUUUGGAAACUAUGUUUGCUAUCUCUUUGCUAUCUCCCGAUAGCGUUCAGUCAUAUUAUUAGCUCCACGUUUGACUUUAUCGUUGUCGGUGGAGGAACAUCUGGCCUCCUCAUCGCCGAGAAACUCAGUGAUGACCCUUCUGUUUCCGUGGCUGUCCUUGAGGCGGGUGAAGCGGUUGUGGAUGAUACCACCCUAGUUCCUGUUCUGUUCACGCGAUUCAUUGGGACAGAUGUUGACUGGGAAUUUGUCUCCGUGCCACAGAAACAUGUCUCAGGUAUCCAGAUUUCCUUACCCAGGGGUAAGCUGUUGGGCGGUACUGCUUCGGUAAAUGGAAUGUACUUCGUCAGGGCACACCGAAAGGAAUAUGAUAUCUGGGAACAACUCGGAAACUCGGGAUGGAAUUGGAAGACGGUGGAUGCUCAUAUCAAGGCUGUAGAGACAUUCUACCCAGCUUCCGAACAUGACCAAGAAGAGUUUGCUGCAGCAGACUUACCUUCGGACCAUGGCAACAAAGGACAAUUCCAAGUUUCGUAUUCGAAUUUCUGGCAACCUGAGCCUUUGCUCGUCAACUACAUUGCGGCAUUGAACACUUUGGGCAUCAACAGAACCCACAGGGCGUCGGGUGGUUCCACUGCUGGCGUCUGGCAAUCUCCUACGGCCAUUAAGCCCGACAAUCGUUCACGUUCGUCCGUUGGCACGGAUUUCGUGCUCGCGGGCAACAAGAAGCCAAACCUUCAGAUCUUCACUGGCGCCAUUGCGACCAAGAUUGACUUGAACGGCGGUAUUAGUACAGGUCCUAGCGUUCCUACAAAUGUUCGUGCUACGGGGGUAGAAUAUGUCUCAGGCGGCACGAACCAUACCAUCAACCUGACUUCUCGUGGGAACGUGAUCGUCACUGCCGGUACAUACCAAACGCCUAAGCUAUUGGAACUUUCAGGCAUUGGAUCCCCUGCCGUUCUCAAUGCGCACGGCAUCAAUGCUGUAGUCAACCUUACUGGGGUUGGCGAGAACCUACAGGAUCACGCCGGUGUUCUGACCACAUUCGAGAUCAAAUCCGGUCUUGGUCAAUCCAUCGAAGACCUCAUCCGUAAUGCGACCUUCUUCGCAGAGCAGGAAGCUCUCUACGUUAAGAACCGAACUGGCGCUCUCGCUUCCGUCCCAGGUUCCACUAUCGUGAUGCUUCCCAUCCAAUCCAUCGUCUCAAAUCAAAGGUUAAAGACGUUAACGGCAUUAUUGGAUAAAGCUCUGUUAAGUUUCAAGGGAACGCCGUUGGAGAAACAGUUGAACGCUCAGAGGGAUUUGUUCUUGGAUCCUGACGUUCCAGAUAUCGAGUUGACAUUAACACCUGGUGCUCAAGACCCUCGUGCUUCCCCCGAUCCAACCAAAUCUCAUGUCACGAUUUCCGUUAUAACCGUUCGUCCUUUCGACAGAGGGAACGUUCACUUGAACACUACGAAUCCUCUGGACUUACCUCUCAUCGAUCCGAAUUUCCUUGCUAUAACAGAUUUCGAAACUGAGGUCUUCGUGGACGGGAUCAAGUUCGUCGAGAAGUUGACUCAAACGGCGCCUCUCUCGGAUAUCGUCACUGCUCAACUCUUCCCUCCAUCAAACGCAACAGACUCCGAAUUGAGUUCGUUCGUCCAGCAGAGUAUCUUUAGCGUCUGGCAUCCUUGUGGUUCAUCGUCGAUGUUGCCAAAAGACCAGAACGGCGUCGUCGACGCGAACUUGAAAGUCUACGGAACUCAGAACAUUCGGAUCGCCGACGCCGGUAUCAUCCCAGUUAGUCUUGGAACACAUACCUUGGCUACGGUAUACGGGAACGCCCUGAUAGCCGCGGAGAUUUUCAAACAUCUUGUAUAGCGUCUAGGGUCUAUCAAUCUGUAGGGGCCUCGGACGUCAUGGGAUGAAAUUACUAGCAUUGGUUUGGGUGAAUCGUGCUCUACGUUCAUUCUUUCAGUUUGUUAGUUUGUAAUUGACCACGCUCAUUAUCCUCGGACUUCAAUCGAUUCAUUAAAUGUGCUGGCCAAUUUGUGCCUUACAAGUGCAUCUGGCCUCGUAAAUAUACUGUUUGUUCCCGCUACUACAGUAAGGAGUACGGUCUCUUGAGUCUAAAAGAUGACACACCACGUCGGAUAGCC
Messenger RNA from Somion occarium, 2396 nucleotides. The record is from the annotation of a GenBank genome assembly. Lineage: Eukaryota; Fungi; Basidiomycota; Agaricomycetes; Polyporales; Cerrenaceae.